Molecule: messenger RNA, 768 nt
Organism: Paramecium tetraurelia
Lineage: Eukaryota; Ciliophora; Oligohymenophorea; Peniculida; Parameciidae
Exons: 4
Cellular component (GO): membrane
Source: RefSeq, a predicted model, not a curated record
AUGUUAUUUGAAAGCUCUAUUCGAACUGGAGAUCCUCGUCUUUCCACAAGGAAUAAGCAAGCUCAAACCACUGAAGUCGUCAAUGCUUACGAUCAGUCCUUCAAUGGCAGAGUCAUCUAUGCCAGAAACCUCUUUUCCAAAUUGUUCUUGCAAAUGAUCAUCAUAUGUGUCUACGUAUGGAUUGUGCAUUCCAUACCUGCCUUAGAUCAUUUCCUGGAAGAAACCAAAUGGAUAUUUUGGCUGAGUUUGGGAAUCUGUAUAGGAACAGCCACCUUGGCUUUGAUUUAUCGCAAUCGAAUUACCGUGUCUCCUACGAAUUGGCUAGUCUUCAUUGUAUUCACCUUGUCAUUUGCCUCUGUUUGUGGUUGCUUGGUUGCCUUUGGUAAUUCCUAAAUAGGGUUGUUGCUCUUUGUUAAUUUUGCAAGCUUAAUAUUCUUUUUAUUUUUAUACUCAUCAACCGUAAGAAGAAAGAUAACAUAUUCAGGAGCUGUCUUGUUUGUCUCAGCGAGCAUCUUGAUAGUGUUUGAACUGUUCACAAUAUUCACCAAGAUAUCCCUCUUUUGGAUCAUGUUCAUAUCUCUGUCCUCCUUUUUAUUCGCCUUUCUAUUGCUUUACGACACUUACACUAACCUGAAUUGCGGAGACUCCUACGAUAUCAAUAAGGCAGAUGACGUGAGUGGAAGUGUAACCAUUUAUUGGGACAUCAUUCUAUUAUUUUUAAAGAUGGCAGAGCUCAUUAAAGAUAAUCUAUCUAAUAGAAAGAAUUGA